GCACCCCACGAUUUUACAACCACCACCAGUCCCGUCUUCCGGUCCCGACGUCGUAAUACCGCAUAUUCGUUCCUGGGGUCAACCAUUGCGUUAGGUCCAAUGGCAUUUCGCGCCAUUUCAAGUUCUGCCCCGGUGCCCAGUUAUUUUUAGUGGCGCUGCGGCCCAACCAGUGUCCCCCAACUUGUUCUUGUUUUACGGCUACCCAAGUUUCCUGGUCUACGCUCAGAAACGAUCAAAAUUAAACGCGAAGAAUGCCUGUGCUUCCUGAUGACACCUACAUCAUUAGGAAUGUUCGCCAGCAGACUCUCGUGUUAGCCGUCAGCAUGGGGACAAUUGCCCAGUGCAUUAUCGAGUCAGAAAUCACUCUAUCAAAGGGCCUUUUGAGCGACUCUAAAUUCCAGCUAGAGAUUAGCAUUCAGUAUAGUCCCCAUUCGGAGGGCUACAAAAUAUCGGUGCUCGAUUCGUUCAACCAGCGGCCGAGGGUUGCUUUCCCCUCCCGAAUCGACGGACUAUCCCAUGAAUUUAUGUUCUUUGAGGAAGGACAUGUGUUCGACGACUGGAGAUUGACUUGCCAUGAUGGCCACAAGUACAGUAUCGGUCUCCGUGAUGGCCGGAUCCUCUGUGGAAAGCGAGGGGGAAGCACUUGGGAUCUCCAAAAAGUCGCAGAAAUCACGGAUCUACAGAAGUGGACGUUUGAGAAGAUCAGAGACACGCCGAAGUCGGCCGCUGUGGCUUCGCCCAUCGACACUUCUAAAACUGAUCAAUACACUUACAGAUCAUCCCCUGCAUCGUUCAUCACCAGUACAUGGAUGAGAUAUGACCCUCAAGAUGAGAGUGACAUAAAGCUUCUCGAUCUAAAACGGCGUCAAGCCCAACUUCAUUUGAAGAGGCAACACGGUGUGGAAGCGUUUGAGUUACUUCAGCGCGAAAAUGUCACGCUUACGAAUAUUGAGAAAGGACACCAGCUUGGGUUCGCCAACAAGCUUCGGGAUGGAGCCGGUGCCAUGGUUCGGCCAAGCUCUGAUUGGGAGUGCCGGACAAUCGAGCCAAUCAUAAAGACCGAAAAAUGUCUUAGCCUCAGCCGAAGAUUACUUGCUAUGGUCGUCACAGCGAUGAGCUUCAAACCGGAAUCUAGCUCAGGAUCAAAACGUCGGCAAGUCUUCCGCUUGUUAUGGAAUUAUCAUGGGACCCGAUACGUCCUCGGGUAUGAGUUACCGACGCGACAUGGACAAACCGUCAUGUUUAUGGAACGUUAUCCCUCUACCCCCACCGCCGCCGGCCCUGGCCUCUCUGAUGCAAUAGAUCUCGAAACUAUCACUAUGGAGAAUCCAGAUUGCGGUGAACACUGGGAAUUGAAGCAAGUGCAGAGUGGCACAUAUAUAUUUACCGUGCCUGGGACGGGGCUGGUCUUAGCAGUUAGAGAUGGUGCUGUCCGACUUGAAUUCGUUCGAGGUCUCCCUACUCAAGAAUGGUUAAUCACCCGAGGUCCAUUAAAGGGGAUUGUACAUGAUAUGCCAUAGAAUUAUAGAUAUCUACAUGUAAAACACUCGCCCAGCAGUCAGGCAAAAGAUCUGAAUUUGAUAGCAAAUAA
Molecule: messenger RNA, 1591 nt
Organism: Cantharellus anzutake
Lineage: Eukaryota; Fungi; Basidiomycota; Agaricomycetes; Cantharellales; Hydnaceae
Exons: 14
Coding region: 252-1520 (422 amino acids)
Source: RefSeq, a predicted model, not a curated record